GACUACCAGAGACUCUUUGCCUACACACCAUCCUCUCGUUUUGGGAAGUGUUUGCAAAACAGAGCAGGGAGGAUGCACAGAGUGUGGAUGUGGAUGGCACUGGGCAAAUCGUCGUCGUCCAUGAUCGCGGCAGCGAGGGGUUGCUCCUUCUAAACUGUUUCUCCUUCCCACUACCCACUUUCCUAGUCGCGCCUCCAACCUAGGCCGCUUCCCCAUGCCACUAUGCCAGUAAGCGUGCCACUAAGCCAUGAUCGGGCGCCAUCUUCCUCUGGGUGUCGUCGGUGCGCGCUCCCUCACAACGGCACCCGUCCGGCACGCCGGGGCGGAUGCCUCCGCGUCCACGCCCCGUCAGACCACUACUGCCGACUACAACCGCCUCCUCGCCGGCUACGCGAGGUCGCCCGACCGCCGCCUCGCGGACGCGCGCCACCUGUUCGACAGAAUCCCGAACCCCGACGCCGUCUCCUACAACACGCUCCUCUCCUGCCACUUCGCCCGCGGCGACGUCGCGGGCGCCCGGGAGCUCUUCUCCGCGAUGCCGGCCAGGGACGUCGCGUCCUGGAACACCAUGGUGUCCGGCCUGUCCAGGAGCGGGGCCGUGGAGGAGGCCAGGGCCGUGUUCCUGGCCAUGCCGGCGAGGAACUCCGUCUCGUGGAACGCCAUGGUUUCCGGGUUCGCCUCCGCUGGCGACAUGGGCGAGGCGGAGGCGUGCUUCCGGGACGCGCCGCGGAAGGAGGACCCGGUUCUCUGGACCGCGAUGGUGUCGGGGUACAUGGACGCCGGCAACGUGGAGAAGGCCGUCCGGUUCUUUCACGCGAUGCCCGUGAGGAACCUGGUCUCGUGGAACGCCGUGGUUGCUGGCUAUGUCAAGAAUUCGCGCGCGGAGGACGCCUUGCGGGUGUUCAAGACUCUGGUCACGGCUGCCGCUGUCCGGCCGAAUGAGUCGACGCUGAGUAGCGUGCUCCUUGGAUGCAGCAACUUGUCUGCGCUGGGGUUCGGGAGACAGGUCCAUCAGUGGUGCAUCAAGUUGCCGCUGAGUAGGAGAGUCACCGUGGGCACGGCCCUUGUGAGCAUGUACUGCAAGUGCGGGGACUUGGAGGGUGCUUGCAGGCUGUUCGGUGAGAUGCGCACAAGGGAUGUAGUUGCGUGGAAUGCAAUGAUUUCCGGCUACGCUCAGCAUGGGGAUGGACGGGAAGCUAUCAGAUUGUUUGAGAAGAUGAAGGAUAAAGGAGUUGAGCCAAACUGGAUUACUUUCGUGGCAGUGCUGACAGCUUGUAUCCAUACUGGGUUGUGUGAUUUUGCAAUACAGUGCUUUGAGGGUAUGCAGGAAGCCUAUGGAAUUAAGCCCCGGGUUGAUCAUUACUCUUGCAUGGUGGAUCUUCUCUGCCGAGCUGGUUUGCUUGAAAGAUCGGUGAACUUGAUUCGCUCUAUGCCAUUUGAGCCACAUCCUUCUGCAUAUGGCACUCUAUUGGCUGCCUGUAGAGUUUAUAAGAAUUUGGAAUUUGCUGAGUUUGCUGCUGGAAAGCUAAUCGAGCAGAACCCGCAGAGCGCAGGCGCCUAUGUAUACUAGCAAAUUUCAUUCGUUUGCAACAGUAUUUGAUCCUCAACAAGAACAUGAAUGUUGAUGCAUUGGGUCUGCGCAGUGCUCAACAUCCUAACAUGCGAGGAAUUUACCAUAGCGGUUUCUGUGUGUGAAUUAAUUACUGGUACAGUUAAUGGUCCAUCAAUCUUGAGUGAUGAAUGCAGUUUCUACCCACAAAUUACAUUUAAUUCAUCUGUGAUGGGUAAUCUUGAGAUCCUGACACUGGUGACCUGUCCUUGCCUAUUGAUAAAAAGUGGGAUGUAAAUAUAUGGAAAUGAUGCCGAGGAAAACGCUGAAGAAUUUCGCUUUGUGUGGCAAGAACAUCUGAAAGGGCUUGAUUGCCAUCAUUUCAAACUGAUGACCACAUUCAAGAAGACUAAGGUUGGAAUGAAAACUAGUGACCUUGAGGGAACAGCUGGGUAUCACACAGGGCAUCACUGCUGGAGAUCAUUGCCCACAGACUUACAGUCUCUGAGACAAUGGAGAGAACAUAAAGGCCAGCAUAUAGCAUGCAAUGAUGCAACAUGGCACCACAGAAUCUACAGGCCGAGAAGUACAAAGUGAUGUGCAUUGUGAAGCCACCACAAUGAUGCAUGAAGAUAUGGACGGACUAUUAGGGAUAUCCUGAUCACAUUGUGCUGAAAAAAAGGGGAACUACUAUCACUACGACAUUCUGUUCAAUGGAACAUCAACAUUACUGCUUCACCCUUGUAUGGCUGAAUCUAUCUGAUGAAAAGGGAAAAGGAAUGAUGUCUUCACGGGCAACACCUUGCGCAAGGAAACAUUCUCAUUUCUGCAAUCAAUGCUUCCGCUGUUGUAUGGUCCAUCUGUGGCCUCACCUCCUCACGUGUGCUGCCCCCGUAGGUUGCUCUUUCAAGGAUACAACAUCCGGAUCGAUCAUACAUCCUAACUACUAUCAGAUUAUGCCAAGAUGGCUGAGCACACAUUGAAUAUCAUUUUCCAUAUUGGCGAGGACUGGCUGCGGGAGAAAAUCAGGCCAUUCCUUUGUGUGCCCGUGUCCAAGUACCUUUUUCAACGUGCGAGGAUGAUAUGACCUGAACCUUCUGGGUGGAGCAACGCCUGCAGGGUCUACAAAAAGAAGCAGAUGCACACGUACAGUUUUGUUGGCUGUUUCAAUUAGAUAACAGAAGACUAAGUUGGUGUCGUCUACCUGAUAACUUUAUUCGAAUCAAAUUUUCAACAUCAUUAGUUUCUUCGCGAUUGAUUGUCCAGAUCCAGAGCCAUCUUUUUGCAACCCGGGAAAUCCUGAAGAGCUUUGGCACAGCAUCUGGACUGAGAAUCAAAUACACUAAGUCCUCGGUCACUCUUAUCAGUGGCGAGGCACACGAUGCAGCCCUGGUGUCUGACCUGUUGCAAUGCCCAAUAGCAGAGUUCCCCAUUAAAUAUCUCGGGUUGCAACUUGCCUUAUGGCCCAUGACCAAGGCUGAGUGGCAACCGGCCCGCGACAAGUUCCUGGAGUGCAUCCCUUCUUGGCAGCAUGGCAUGGUCGCAAGGGAGGGAAGGUGAUUAAAUCAGUCAUUGCAGCUAGACCCGUGCACCACCUCCUGAUCCCUGAAGCAACGGCGUGGCUCCUGGAGGAACUGAAUAAAUUGGUGUGCGCCUUGUUUUUGGCUGGGAAAUAUGAGGUUAAUGGCGGGAAGUGCUUAGUCGCCUGGGACAACAUAUGCAAGCCUAUUCGUUUUGGUGGCUUAGGCCUCAAAAAGCAAGGUCUGAUCCUGCGUAUUCGAUGGGAGUGGCUACGCAGAUCGGGCAUAAACAGAUCGUGGUCAGGCUUGCCGAUGAUCAAGGAUACUCUGGCCACCGAAACUUUGACAGCCUGAUAGGCAUCCCAGUGGGAGAUGGGAGACGAGUCUUUUUUUUGGAAGGACAGAUGUAUCAUGGCGAGUCUGUUAGGGAGGUGGUGCUGCUGGUGCUGCAGCUAGUUAACACCAGGAACCGCAACAGAAGGACAGUGGAGACCACGCUGCAAAACAACAGCUGGCUGCUUGAUAUCUCUGAACCCUUAAUGCAGAAAGCGGCGAUUCAGUGUGUACACCUCUGGCUCCAAAUUGACAAUUUACAAAGGGGGCAACCUACGAAGGGACUCUGACGCGGAGGACAAGUUCAUUUGGCCGUGGUCUUCGGAUGUCCAAUACUCCGCUAGGUCUACCUGUGAGCUACUCCAGGAGGGAUCUACCUGCCGAGGCCAUUUGGGAGAAUGGUGCCCCCAUAAAAUGUGAGAUCUUAACCUGGCUUGCGGUUCAGUACCAGUUGUGGACGUCGGAUCGGACACGGAGCCAUGGACUGCUAGAUCAGGUGGUGGCCUGCUUCGUUUGCUUACAAGACGAGGACAAGGCGGACCACAUCUUCACACAAUGUGUGCAUGCGAGACAGGUUUUGGUUCAAACCUUGUCCAAUCUGAACAUUGCUAUUGCAGCGCCCAGGUCUACGUGCAGACUUGAGUCUUGGCGGCAAAGAGCUAGACAGGGUUUCAGCAAGAAGACUCGAGGAAACUUGGGCGCGCUAGUCAUUCUUGGAAGCUGGAGUCUAUGGAAAAACAGAAAUGUCUGGGUGUUUGGGAAUAUGCCAAACAAGGAGUGUUCAGCAGCUCUCAAGCCAAAUUUGCAGUGAGUUCAAGCUUUGGACUAUCACUAGGAGAGGUGUUAAUAGUGUUUUUGAUUUGAGAGUAGGCGUAGGAUAGAGGGUGGGUUGUUUGGAGACGGGUUUAAACCUCUGUCGCUGUUGUUCACAACGGCUGACAGUGCAAACUUCUUGUAACUAUUUCUACUUCUGUAAUAUAGCAUUCAUCUCUUACGACUAAAACAC
Molecule: messenger RNA, 4408 nt
Organism: Lolium perenne
Lineage: Eukaryota; Viridiplantae; Streptophyta; Magnoliopsida; Poales; Poaceae
Product: pentatricopeptide repeat-containing protein CRR2, chloroplastic-like
Biological process (GO): RNA modification
Molecular function (GO): protein binding; RNA binding
Source: RefSeq, a predicted model, not a curated record